Colossoma macropomum (tambaqui) is the source of this 3120-nucleotide messenger RNA. It is a transcript of the gene slc7a4, whose product is annotated as solute carrier family 7 member 4. The record is from RefSeq and is a predicted model, not a curated record. The transcript is spliced from 5 exons. NCBI's taxonomy places the organism in Eukaryota, Metazoa, Chordata, Actinopteri, Characiformes, Serrasalmidae. Gene Ontology annotation, biological process: transmembrane transport; amino acid transport. Gene Ontology annotation, cellular component: plasma membrane. Gene Ontology annotation, molecular function: amino acid transmembrane transporter activity. The coding region runs from base 414 to 2453 and encodes 679 amino acids.
UGGAGAAAUGGAUGGAUGGAUGGAUAAGCAACUUGAUAAAUGUAUGAAUGGAUGAAUGUAUGGAUAAAAGGCUGAAUGGGUAAAUGGAUGAACAGAUAAUGGAUGAAUGGAUGGAUAAAUAGAUUAUUGGUUAAAUGUAUGGCUGCCACCUGUGCACCAGUUUGGGUGCACUGUCCCUUUAAGAGCUGAGAGCUCGUGCGCCUCCCUCCGCCUUAACCGUCACUGAGCUCCAUCAAACAGCCGGAGAUAAGCCCGUCUUUCCCCGCAGGUGAUGUUCUACCCUCUUCACUCGCUCUUUACAGGUAUGCAGGGCCUGUGUCCGGUUCUGAGAAGGAUGGAUUACGUGUGAAGCAGACCCAUUUUUCAUUAUCUCUCUUUCUCUGACCGCUUCCUGCCCUUUUUACUGGAUCACCAUGGCGUUGUGUGUCCCGGCCUGCUCUCCGGUCGCGAGGUUCUGCCAGAAACUAAACCGGCUGAAGACGCUGGAGGAUGAUGUUAUGGCAACAUCUCUGAAGCGUUGUCUCUCCACCCUGGACCUGGCGCUGCUCGGGGUUGGCGGAAUGGUCGGAUCGGGCCUUUAUGUUCUCACGGGAACCGUUGCCAAGGACACAGCUGGACCGGCUGUGGUCCUCUCUUUCCUCAUUGCGGGCGUGGCCUCUCUCAUGGCAGCACUUUGUUAUGCUGAGUUUGGUGCACGGGUCCCAAAGACAGGCUCCGCCUACAUGUUCACGUACGUCUCUGUUGGCGAAAUAUGGGCUUUCCUCAUUGGCUGGAAUGUCAUUCUGGAGUAUAUGAUUGGUGGGGCGGCCGUGGCCCGGGCUUGGAGCGGCUACUUGGACUCCAUCUUCAACCACCGCAUCCAGAACUUCACCGAGAGUCACGUGAUGCGCUGGGAUGUGCCUUUCCUCGCUCAUUACCCAGACCUCCUUGCGGCAGGCAUCUUGCUGGUGGCUUCCAUGUUCAUUUCGUUUGGCGUGCGCGUCUCGUCCUGGCUCAACCACAUCUUCUCCGCCGUCAGCAUGGUAGUGAUCACCUUCAUCCUGGUCUUUGGCUUCAUGCUGGCUGACCCAGCCAACUGGAGCGCUCGAGAAGGAGGUUUCGCCCCCUAUGGGCUGUCGGGGGUCAUGGCAGGAACAGCCACCUGCUUCUAUGCCUUUGUCGGAUUUGACGUCAUUGCGGCUUCCAGCGAGGAGGCGCGGGACCCUCAGAAGGCCAUUCCCAUAGCAACAGCCAUCUCCCUGGGCCUGGCUGCCACAGCCUACAUCCUGGUGUCCACGGUUCUGACGCUGAUGGUGCCGUGGCACACGCUGGACCCAAACUCAGCACUCUCUGACGCCUUCUUCAGACGGGGCUACAGCUGGGCCGGCUUCAUAGUGGCUGUGGGGUCGAUCUGUGCCAUGAACACAGUUCUGCUCAGCAAUCUCUUCUCCCUGCCGAGGAUCGUGUACGCCAUGGCGGAGGACGGCCUCUUCUUCUCCAUCUUCUCUCGCGUCAACCCUGUCACCAAAGUCCCAGUCAUUGCCAUCCUCGUCUUUGGAAGCCUCAUGGCUUUGCUGGCCCUCAUCUUCGACCUGGAAGCUCUGGUCCAGUUCCUGUCCAUCGGUACUCUUCUAGCCUACACCUUCGUAGCAGCGAGCGUAAUUGUGCUACGUUUCCAGCCCGAAAAAAGCAGCAGUGCCUCAGGUGGUGGAGGCACCAAAACAGACGCGUCGUCCACGGCCUCCCCCAACCAGCCAGAGACUCAGGGAGUCCCCAGCAUGACCAGAUCUGAGACCCAGACGCUGGCGCAGGAGGCCGGAGAGCUGAAAGAGUACGAGUCCUUCUCGGAUAAGCUCCAGUUAGUGGAAAAGCAGAAGGCAGUUAGAGAGCGACGAGCCCCAGGCAUGCUCAAGGCUCGCUGGGAGCCCUAUUUGGGACGUUUGUUGGGCGACUGCGAGCCAGGAGACGUGGUGGCCUUCUCCGUACUCGCUCUGAUGGUCAGUGCCGUUUCCCUCUGUGCUGUUCUGGUGUUUGGGAAUAGCUACCUGCACCUGCCCACAUGGAGCUUUAUCCUGCUGCUGGUGGUCUUCAGCCUGGCCUUCUUCAUCAGCCUGGUUCUCAUCUGGGUCCAUGAACAGCAGACCAAAACGAAGACUUUUCAGGUUCCUCUGGUUCCGUUUGUUCCUGGGGCCAGUAUCCUGCUGAAUGUGUUUCUGAUGCUGAAGCUCAGCGCUCUCACCUGGCUCCGAUUCACCAUCUGGCUGGCUGCAGGUCUGCUGGUGUAUUUUGGUUAUGGUAUAUGGCACAGUAAGGAGGGAUUGCGGGAGCUGCAGGGUAACGAUGUGUCGGCGCGUUACGUGGUCCUGCCGAGCGGGAGCCUGGUGGAGACCGUCCAGAACGUCCAGCCUGAGGGACAUCCACACACACACGCCACACACACACCAGACACCAACGACCCGCCGGCCAACAGAUGAUCUGUCUCUGACCUGGAACAUGUGUGCAGCAGUUUAUUUGCCAGAUAGUCGUGUGUGUGUGUGUGUGUGUGUGUGUGUGUGUGUGUGUGUGUGUGUGUCUGUGUGUGUGUGUGUGUGUGUGUAUGAGUUUUUAUUUUAUUUUCUCUCUCUCUCUUUCUGCUGUGCUCUGCUCUGCCUUUCAUCUGCCUUCUUCUUGUGAAGAACACAAAUAGUUUCUAUAUCAGGGAUUAUUUAUGAUCUUCAGGAGACACUGAAUCACUGAGUGUCUGUGAAAAUCCACCCGUUUUAUGUUAUGACAGACUUGCUUUUGUUCACAUGCUCAGUGGCAGCGCCGACUGAGUUUAGCCGCUGUUGCUAAGCUGAAGGGAAACUGUUUCGUUUCCAGUCUCAGUUCAUACAGUUUCUGUGUGCAGUCAGUUGGAGUUGGUUGGGCCUCGCUGUUCCAGCCCGCUGUGUGACCCACUUAAAGGAGCAUUUCAGUCAAACCAUGCUAAUGUUGCUAACUGUGAAUGAAAGUGAACAGUCACCAGUUAGCAUUUAGGCCCAGUCACACUUGCGUUUACCAGCAAAUUUUCACAACCGCAAGCAAUGGAAAUUGCCCCAUUGAGCUAAAUUUUGCCACUUUUUGGUGAACUUUGAAAUGCAAAUUUGCAUCUUUGACCGAUCA